AAAACAAAUUGUCCUUAGUACACAUACUAAUCCAUUACAUAAUACUUCAAUUUAUUUUACUGUGUUUUUUAUAAUAAUAAUUAUUAUUAUCAUAAUAAUAUGAGAUUCAUAUGAAAUGACAUUGCAUCCCGUAUGGUGUCAAUUUAAACUGUCCACGCUUAAUCAUUAUUAUUGUUGAGUUGAAAACUGUUUUCCCAUCAUUAUUUAUGUUGCAGUGUUUUUCUUAGUAGUGCAAAUAAACACUCACCACGAACAUUUCUUUCUUCGUCAUCACGUGACUGGGGGAAUAGCUGCUUAAUCUUCAUACCAGGACUUGCAUAUUUUAGGAUAGCUUUGUAAAUCUGUGUCAACUGGACUCCCUCUUUAGAUGCGCAGUUUCAGCGCCAGCUCAAACCUAAGAGACCUACUGGUCGCUGUCCAUGGUGCUGACCCCCCUCCUCAAGUUAGACUGGUGUUAGUUGAGUCGGGAGCCCACUUGUUGCACACUGCCAGCGUGGCACUAAAACAUUGCUGCUAAUGUGUGCAUUUCACACGGCUUUUUGUGAGUUAUUAUUCUGGACUGGUUUGCGCAUGCGAAAAUGCGAGCUUAAGCCACUUGCUGAUGGACGCGCGGAGAGCAUCUCGAUGCGCGCAGCACGAUACGCGCGUUUUUACAUAAACAGGACACCUGAGCCCCGGUCACACGGAUCGACUGCUUUUAUAUCCCGCUCCCCCCGUUACGCUUCACGCAACGCGCCGUGCGGAGGGACCGGUGUCCACCUGUGAUCGCGCGCCUUUCUCCCGCCGACGCCGAGGAUGAAGAAGCAAAACAUCCGGACACUGUCGCUCAUCCUCUGCAUGUUCUCCUACCUGCUGGUCGGCGCCGCGGUGUUCGACGCGCUGGAGUCGGAGACGGAGACCUCCCGCAGACGCAUCUUGGAGCAGAAGCGCAACGAGAUGAAGAAGAAGUACCGCUUCUCCGAGGUCGACUACUGCGAAAUCGAACGAGUGGUGCUGCAAGCUGAGCCCCAUCGCGCGGGGAGACAAUGGAAAUUCGCUGGCUCUUUUUACUUUGCCAUAACAGUCAUCACCACCAUUGGUUAUGGUCAUGCAGCACCGGGCACGGAUGCAGGAAAGGUCUUCUGCAUGUUCUACGCUGUACUGGGAAUCCCUCUCACAUUGGUCAUGUUCCAGAGCCUGGGAGAAAGGAUGAACACCUUUGUCCGCUAUCUCCUACAUAAGGCCAAGCAGUGCCUGGGCUGUCGACGCACUGAGGUGUCCAUGGAGAACAUGGUCCUGGUGGGCUUCCUGUCCUGCAUUGGAACACUGUGCGUUGGGGCCGUGGCCUUCUCCCACUUUGAGAGAUGGAGCUUCUUCCAUGCCUACUACUACUCCUUCAUCACACUCACCACUAUUGGCUUCGGCGAUUUUGUGGCCCUGCAGAAGAAGGAGGACCUCCAGGAGAAAACGCCCUACGUGGCGUUCAGCUUCAUGUACAUCCUGGUGGGGCUGACUGUCAUCGGGGCCUUCCUGAACUUGGUGGUGCUUCGCUUCCUCACCAUGAACACGGAGGACGAGCGGAGGGACGCUCAGGAGAGAGCGUCCCUGAAGCGGGACAGAGGCCUCCUGGACGGUUCCGUGGGCCUCUGCGUUGUAGGCGAACCGAGCAGAGGCUGCCAACGAGAGAAGAACAGGAGCCGCAGCCACAGCACGCUCUUCCUCCCGAUGGAGGAUGGAACCAGCUGCACCAACCUCAUCGCUUCCCCAGCGCAGGAACAGGAGAGGCAGAGAAGCCCCUGCAGAGACAGGCUGCAUUUUCAGAGCGAGGCGGGCCGACGCAGGGCCAAGUCGAGCCUCGGCUCCCUCUGCUCCUGUGUGUGCUACCGUUUGGGCAUCUGCGAUAGUCCCCUCGUGUCCCGUGGUGAGCACCCCGGCGGCCACAUCAACUCCGUUUACUGCAACUCCGUCUCCUACAGGAUCCAGGGCGGCUUGCCGGGCUCCGGGGACAACACGGCGCUCUCUUCCCCGGGAAGCACGCCUUCACCGGGGCACAGCUUCCGGGGGUUCCCUCGUUCGAGGAGAAAGUCCGUGUAAAGGGGGCACCACAGCGUCUGCACAUGCUGUAAGCUGCCUUUUACAAUGACACUGCACCUGGUGCAUGUCAGAAGACACUGAUCGUCUUAAAUGAAGAGGUCAUCGUUUUAGUUUGUUAAGCAAUUUCUUGCCCUCUUUCACCAUGAUAUUAUUUAUGUUAGUGAUUCUACUCAGUUCCUCGCAUUGAAGCGAGAGUGCAUGCUAAAGAGUGGAACAAUAAGUGCCAUGUACAGAUGCAAGCAGUUGGGCCUUUUAAAGUAUUUUGGAUAUAGUGCUUAUUAACAACUGCAUAACUUAAGGAAUGUUCCUCAUAGACUGUUCUUGCAUGAGACAAAAUCCAACACUUUUCACGUUAUAUAAAGAUGUCAGCUUACUUUUCUAUUAAAAAGCCCUAAAUAACCUUCACCAAGCACGUGAGAAAUGUGUCUUCUUAGCUCAGUCAGUUUACUAAAUCCUUUUAUUACUUAUAAUGGAGGAGUCCAAACAACUUUGUUGUUCAGCAUUAAUGCAUUCUAGUAUAAAGAUAUCACGCUUGUUACAUGACUGAUUCAAAUGUAAUGGAUUGUAGCACAACAGAUACGUAGCAGGUUACUAAUAAACCUCCCCAUAUCAAGUAGGGAGGUGAUGUUUCCAUGUACACAUGGUUUGUAGUCAGAUUUGAAGCGGGUCCCUUAUAGUUUUCUUAAAUUAAGGCAAAGGACCGUUAAAUGUCUUUAUUUGAAUCACAGUAUACUGAAUUAUUAAACAACACACUUCAAUGAGAUUCAUUUUUCUUCCUGUUUUAUUUGUUUUUUUCAUCAACAGAAACAUUUGCACAGAUGAGAAAAUGGAGAGUUGUACUACUUUUAUUUUUAUGGUAUUAUAUUCAGUAACGGAUUUACAAGUCUGUUGGUUUGUUACUAACACUCAUGUUUUCUUAAAGGACAUUUAAAUGCAGCACUUUAUUGUUGUUUUACCUCUUUUAAUUCUAGACCUUUUGAGGUAUGGAAUUCAUGACCGAAUGGACACGAACAACCAAAAUAAAAGAAGGAAAUGCCUACCUUCUCAGGAGAGAUUUUAAAUUAAACAUCACAGCUUUGUUACUAUCACAAGAUUACAUUACACCAUAUCUCUUAAUGUCUGCACCUCCAGUCGCUAUUUUAACAAAAAAAUCGGUUGACACGAAUAGAAAGCUACACUACCUAUAAAUGUAAAACUGACAGGAUAAUAGAACGUGAAAUGAUGAUUGGUUGUGAAACGCCGUCUUUGGUUUGCGUGGAAACAAACGUUUCUUCUCUUCCCCACUUUCAAAUGUUCAUGAUUUUCAUCAUUGUUUAUGAACUCAUGAGAGAGACAAAAAAAAUAAUUAAGACACAAUAACUUUGACAAGGGGGCCCUCUACAGGUGAUGUAUCUCUUUGGGGGAGUUUAAAGGAAGCAAAGUCUCAACGAGUCACAUAUGUCUCCACUAGAGGACAGUGUGUGUCCACGCAGCAGCAGUGAGGUGUUUCAUUCUGACACAGUGAACAGAAAUAUAGCAACGUGCUUCAUGGAAGUCCUGUUUUUGCCCUUAAGCCCUAUUUGGAACAUUGAGUUGUAGGAAUUAAGGGUCCAUUAAAGUGUAAACACGGGGGCUUCGAGCCGUCAGGGGCCCGUUGAUCUCUCGUCCAGAUCAUCACGGCACUACUUCACACACGUCAAUGUAAGUCAAGUCAACAAUUUACAUACAACCCCGCCCCUGUUUGUCAUUGGGUUGCAUUGAUCUGCAGACAAGUGACUUAAUUUCCUAAUGCGUAUGACAGGAGAUCGUUUGAUAUCUUUUAUUUUAUUUUGCGCAGCAAAGCGUUACUAAAUACACAAUUAAUAAAUUCAGUCACACGGUGGAAAAACUAUCUGCUUACGUGCUUACUGCAGCUCUUCUGUGUUGUACCCUGCAUUAUGCACGGGUCCAGUGCAUUAGUUCUAAGUGAUUUUGUUUUUGCAAUUUAUGGAACUUUGUUUAAGCGGAUGAGCCCUGGUGUGAAUGUGGUCAUGUGACACCACACAAUCAGAAGCAACGCGUCUUUUAGGUGUGAUGUAUUGUUGCGAGGCUUUAGAAAUGAAGGAUUCUGUAUUUGCUCAUAAACGGUUUAUUUGGCCAAUGGUUUGAUAACAGACUGCUGCCAGCUCAGUGUUUUCCAUCAUUAAAACAGAGAUGCACCC
Molecule: messenger RNA, 4253 nt
Organism: Pungitius pungitius (ninespine stickleback)
Lineage: Eukaryota; Metazoa; Chordata; Actinopteri; Perciformes; Gasterosteidae
Product: potassium channel subfamily K member 15-like
Exons: 2
Coding region: 796-2073 (425 amino acids)
Biological process (GO): potassium ion transmembrane transport; stabilization of membrane potential
Cellular component (GO): plasma membrane
Molecular function (GO): potassium ion leak channel activity; outward rectifier potassium channel activity
Source: RefSeq, a predicted model, not a curated record